AUGAGUCCUUCAACGCCUACGACGGACCUGAACAAGACCAACUGGAUCGUUGAAGUCACUGAAGACGUCGAGCACAUGCGCUCUAACUUCGACGAUGAGCGGCACUGGAAGAAGCACUCAAUAUACAGGGUUCCCGAUUGCGUGGCUAAGCUCAACCGCGAGGCCUACAGGCCAGAGGCUGUCUCCUUUGGUCCCUACCACCAUGGCGAGGACCACCUCCUUCCCAUGGAGAACCACAAGCACCGCGCGCUCCUCCACUUCCUUAGGCGGUCCGGAAAGCCCGAUAGUUACCACUUGCUGGACCCGUGGUGGAAGGAGGGUGAUGGUGAAGGCGCGGGCCCUUUCCUGAAGUUGAUGAUCACCGAUGGCUGCUUCAUGCUUGAGAUCCUAAGGACCAAGAUACGGCUUCGGGGGAAUACGCAUCCAACGACCCCAUUUUCGGUAACCUCGGGGUUAUACAUUAGACCAUACAUUAUGCGAGACAUGUUGAUGCUAGAGAAUCAGCUGCCGAUGCUUGUGCUGGAUCGGCUGGUUGCGGUCGAGAGUGACGGCAUGCAGGCUCAUCCUCGAGUUUUUCUUCUCCCUUGCACGCCCAAUGAGAAGAUGGGCAAAUGCCUGCACGUCUUGGACGUCUACAGGAAGAGACUCCUGCUCCCUGGGAACCCGGACGAGGUGGGGCCUGAGGAUGGGGAGAGAACAAUCCAGUCAGCGACCGAGCUAGAGGAGGCCGGGAUCCGGUUGGAGAAGAGCAGGACUGACAGCUUCAAGGACAUCUCCUUUGCUGGCGGGGUCCUGAGGCUCCCUCCUAUCAUGGUGAACGACACCACCGAGUCCAAGUUCCUCAACCUCAUGACAUUCGAGCGCUUUCAUGACGGGGCCGGGAACGAGGUCACGGCCUACAUGUACUUCAUGGAUGACAUCAUUGACACCGAGCGGGAUGUCACAUUGCUCAACGCCCGUGGCAUCAUCCAAAAUGAUUUUGGGAGCGACAAGGCGGUCGCUGAGCUAUUCAACUCCUUGAACAAGGACAUGGCGUUAGAUGAAAACAACAGCCUCGAGGCCUUGCGAAAUAAGGUCAGUAAGUACUGCAAAAAGCCCUGGAACAAGUGGAGGGCUAAUCUCAUCAAGACCUACUUCAGGAGUCCUUGGUCUAUAUUGUCUCUCCUUUGCGCCAUCUUCCUCUUCACCCUCACCAUAAUUCAGACCAUAUAUACCGUUUCUCCUGCUGGCUGA
Messenger RNA from Eucalyptus grandis, 1233 nucleotides. Its product is annotated as UPF0481 protein At3g47200-like. The transcript has 3 exons. The coding region runs from base 1 to 1233 and encodes 410 amino acids. The record is from RefSeq and is a predicted model, not a curated record. Lineage: Eukaryota; Viridiplantae; Streptophyta; Magnoliopsida; Myrtales; Myrtaceae.